Didymella exigua CBS 183.55 is the source of this 2022-nucleotide messenger RNA. RefSeq lists its product as uncharacterized. Lineage: Eukaryota; Fungi; Ascomycota; Dothideomycetes; Pleosporales; Didymellaceae. The transcript is spliced from 2 exons. The record is from RefSeq and is a predicted model, not a curated record. The coding region runs from base 1 to 2022 and encodes 673 amino acids.
AUGGACCCACCCUCUCUCCCGCUUUCGCCCACGAAGCUGGCCAUGUCUCCUAGCAUGCCUGCCUUCCCGACCUCCCCAGGGCGCACCAAGACAUCUUUGGGCGACUCAGUGGUGCUUUCGCCAUCAGCUACACGAAGAGGUUCACGAUCAGGAUCACCGCUGCGCGAAGGCUCCCCACUACGAUCAUCGCACCGACGAACCGACUCCGAGGUAUCCGUUGCCGGCCUGGCCACCAUGUUCGAGACUCUCGAGGUUAAGGAUCCGCGAGAAGCUCGCGACAGGUACAUGGCCCUGUUGGCCAAGGAAAAAGCCAAGUUCGACAAGAUAGAGAAGGAGUACAACAUGUCUGCAAGCCGGAAGGAGUUGCGCAUCGAAGAGCUCAAGAACGAGCUGAAGACCACUAAGGAGGAGCUCGACAUAGCCGUUUCAAGAGACGUGUUCGAGAGGGAACGCAAAGCACACAAGGCCAACGUAGCCAAGUGGGAGAAGGUUUUCAAGGAACGUGAAGAGGCUUGGAAGGUGUCGAACGCUAAGCUGAGCGAACUCGACUACAACAAUAAGCACCUCGAGGCUAAGAACCGCGAAUACAAGAAGCGAUACAUGGAGAAGGACAAGGAGCUCCUGAGGAAGUCUGGUCAGGUUCCCACGCUCCAGGCUAAGAUUCAGGGGCUGGAACGCAACAUCAAGCGGGCCGAGUCUGAUGUCAGGUUCAAGACAGAAGAAGCCGCCAAGUACCAAGGCCAGCUCUACAGUAUGGAAGUUGAGCUGGAGGGUAUCACAGCACAUCUUGGAGAGGAGAUAUUGACGCUGAAGGAUCGUCUGAAGCUGGUGGAGAGCGAGCGUGAUGCGCUGAAGACAAGCUUGAAGGAGGAGGAGGUCCUGCGCAUCGCGGCUGAGGGGCAGCUAGCGCUCCCUGCAGCUACCAACGACGAAGAAGACGAUUUCAGAUCGCCAGUCCGCUCUCCACGUAAGCCCCGUACCAUCCGGCACAACGACGAAGACAAAGAGAACCAAUCGCCGAGGAAGUCCGCAGUUGACCUGCGCUUCCUGCAACAAGAGCUUGCAGCUGAGAGGCGGUACCGCUCGCGCGCGGAAGACCAGAUCGAGUUCAUGAAGAUGGAAUGCCAGUUCCAGUGCUGUUCUUGCCGCAUUGCUGAGAACAAGAGUAAGGCUUACAUUCACGACGACAGGUACGCAGCACAGAUGGAGGCCAUCAAGGCUUCGGUCCCCGCUCUGACUCCUCCAGCGAGUGACAACGGAGAGGAUGCUAUGGAUGUUGUGAAGGAUGAGCCUAGUGCUGAACGACCAUACACACCACCGCCAGAAGAGCAGACAUCUGAGCACACAGUCGUUGUCCAGCCGCAGAACGAGGAGCUGGAUUCAGUCGUCGCUUUCUCUCCUACAACUGGUACAUUCAAGUCUAUCCCUUCGCCACUGAAGGCUCUGCCUAAGCGCUCUGUUUCUCGUCAGUCGGGUCGAGACUCGACUCGGUCCACCACACGCUACUCAGAUGCUCGCAGCCAGCUAGUGUGUCUAGACGCAGCCUUCGAAUAUGGGCCUGUAUCGGCCCCAGCAUUCCAUCAGACAGAAGAGAGGAGCAGAAGCGCUGAUAUUGCCAUUCACGAGGACGAAAGUGAUGAGGACAUGGAGCCUCCCGCACCAGUUGCUCUUGGACCAGGCACACCAUAUGUCACCAAGACCACCACCACCACCAUCCCCAUUGCAUUCUCACCAGCAACUCCAGCGCCGCGACCCGGCAAGCAAUUGAUGAGUCCGUUCACGAUCGGUCAUGGAGCGGCUAACGGGCGCACACCUGUGCUGGGCGAGCUGCAACUAAACAAUGUCCCUUUCGAUCGCGAGGCGGCACUUCAGGCCAUUCGCGAACGACGUGGCAGGGCACGCAGCAUGGCUGAAGGUCACGGCACACCGAUGAAGCAGAUGCUCGAGGGCACGAAGGAGAGGCGAGACAUCAGUGCACCGGUCUCGAGGGUAGGCCGAAGUCAGAGUCGAGGCAGAUUCUGA